UUAUCUGUGUAUGUCUAUUUAUAUGUAAACGUUUCUCACAAAAAUGUAUGAUUAAUCAUUAAGUCUAAAGUUUGUCAUCACUGCACUUUUUUUUUUUAAUAAAUCGAGUUACUCUGCUAGAAAUAUGAAUAUCAUGUGACACUAGCGCCCCUUUUGUUUGGCUUGGCAGCAGGGGGCGUAGUGGCUAAGGACACAUGUGUAAUGCUGUACCUGGCUUGAUCAGGGUAUGUAUGCUGAAUUAUUUCAGUAAAAAGGGCCCAGGUGUAAAAAUAAGUCAAACACUCCUGAGUCAUUUUGGACAGAAGCACCACAAGCAGUGAACUGGUAAUUGUUGCUGUUUGCAACAGAGGCUUAGAAAGUAUAAAUAAAGUGCAUAAUUGUAGCCUUAUUUCACUUUUGUUUUGAUCGCUUUGUUUGUUGCUAGGUGUAAAGCUCCAGACCCAUGCCAUUGUCUGCAAAAAUUUUUUUUUUCCCCCCCUCCUUUUUCCUAUCUGAUCAUAUGUGGUCAGGUAGCAGCAGUCACAUGCAUCCAUCACACAUUGCCAUGUGUUGUAUUGACUGUCGAUUGUUUUAUUUUAUGGUCCCUGGCUAUGGAGAAUUGUGUCUCAGGAAACAAAUUAACACGUUCUCCAAGUGCUGGACUGCGGCGAUGCAGGCAGCUUUCAGAGUCUGACCUAUGGCUGAUGUGGCUGCUUUCACACAGGCGCUGACACAUCGCCCUUCAGUUGCCAUGGCGACAGGCUCUCCCAUUAGCCUCCGUGUGUUUUCUCUGAACUGCUGGGGCAUCCGUUACCGUAGCCUGCACUGCACACCGCGGUAUGAGAUGAUAGCCGAGCUGCUGAGCAAGGAGAAGCACGAUGUUGUGCUGCUGCAGGAGGUAUGGAGUGAACUAGACUACCUCUUUUUAAAGAAGAAACUGGCAUGCUCCCAUCAACACUCCCAUUAUUUUAAAAGUGGCGUCAUAGGAAGCGGUUUGGCUGUUUUUUCCAAGCACAACAUCCAAGAUGCGUUUCUUUACCGCUAUUCUCUGAAUGGCUACCCUUACAUGGCCCACCAUGGCGACUGGUUCGGCGGGAAGGCUGUGGGACUCGUCAUUUUGAAUGUCUGUGGGCUGACAGCCCACGUUUAUGUUACACAUCUGCAUGCUGAAUACUGCAGGGAGCAUGACUCCUACCUGCCCCACAGAGUGGUCCAGGCCUGGGAGCUGCAGCAGUUUGUCCGUCACACGUCCCGAGGAGCUGACUUGGUGAUUUUGAGUGGGGACCUGAACAUGCAUCCCCAGGACCUCGGCACGCGCCUCCUACGGACGUACACCAGGCUCCAAGACUGCUACGCCGAAACCGAGAAGUUUGAUGGUUGCGAAGAAGGUUUUACCCUGAUAGCGGAAAAUCCCUUCACCAGUAAGGAGGAGCUCCUUCCUUUUGACAAGGGGAUCAGAAUAGACUACAUAUUCUUCAAGGGAUCCAAGAAGGUGUGUGUGAAGUGCAAGCUUUUUUCUACCACGAAGGGCUCUGUCCCAGGAAAGCCCUUCCCCUACUCAGACCACGAAGCACUCAGUGCUGAUCUGCUGCUGCUGCCACAGCAGGUGACAGAGGCAACUGGGAGAGAACAUGAAAGCUGUGACACAGAUGCCCUCGCUGAGCUGGUGAACACUGUGACGGAGGCCCGCACCGAGGUGAAAGUGGGUCUCCACUAUGCCGAGCGCAUGCGGCACACAGCGGCGCGCACGGGCCUAUUGGGGCUGGCACUGUUGCUCCUGGAGCUGGCCAUCGGUGCCGUGCCCUGGCUGACCCCCAGUGCCCAGCAGCCCUUCCCACAGGCCUCCUUUUAUUUACUGGGGGCACUGUGCUUGGCCACGUUGCUGGGUGCCCUGCUGCUCUACGUAUUCCACUGUACACAAGUCAAAGCUCUGCAGGGUGCCGAGGAUCAGAUGAGGCUGGCGGUCGGAGCUUUGCAGGAGAAGCUGCGGGGACGACCGCUGGGCCAGCCUGGGGACCUACUCUGUGAUGUCGGGGUCCCCUCCGAGCCAACCCUGCUGGAUCCUAAGGAGUGAGGGGAUUAACAGGGAAGAGAGUAGCUAGACUGUGGCAGCACCAAGUAACUGGCCCUUGAUAUUGACCCUACCCACAUCUCCAGUCCUACCUCACCUCUGGCUAUUUUCCCCUGCUAAGUGAGCAGCGAGCUUUAAAUCAGUCCAGGGUUGAACUGAAACUUAUUGUACCACAUCAGGAGCAGCAUGCUGGGAAAUAUGUAGCACGUACUGUACAGUGGUAGUCCUAGCAUUGCUAGUUUUUCCAUUGUGAUGACACCCUCCAUAAACUCAAGCCUGUACCGCCACUGCUUAACAUAGCUCUGCUAAUUUCCCAAUAUUAAUAAUGCGAAUCGCAUAACGGAAGUUAUGCAAGAAUGUUAACGUCGGGGGACUAAGCAAAUAAGAGAAAAUUAAUGGAAGCAAUAAUGACACAGCCAUCGCAUGACUUUUUUUUAUUGUGUAAGGAAAAGUUGUCCUUAUUUUUGCAUUUUUUGCAUGUUUUUAAAGUUGCAGUCCCAGGACCAAAAGAUGGGAGAAGCUUUAUACUGUCCCAUGGGGUAAACGUGUUAUGACCAGUGUGUUACAUGUGUGGGUCCCUGUUGAGCAGGCAGACAAGGUGGUGUGUGUG
Molecule: messenger RNA, 2660 nt
Organism: Scleropages formosus (Asian bonytongue)
Lineage: Eukaryota; Metazoa; Chordata; Actinopteri; Osteoglossiformes; Osteoglossidae
Gene: smpd2a
Product: sphingomyelin phosphodiesterase 2a
Exons: 11
Coding region: 677-2053 (458 amino acids)
Molecular function (GO): sphingomyelin phosphodiesterase activity
Source: RefSeq, a predicted model, not a curated record